AUGGCGGCGAGGCCAGUGUCCCGGAUGCUGCAGCGGGUGCUGAGGUCCAGCGUCCGGAGCUGCAGCUCGGGGGCUCCAGUGACGCAGCACCGCCCGGGGGAGCCCUCCCAAACUGCGGUGGAGGAGCUGUCCAGACGGAGACAGUUCCUGAGAGAGCACGCGGCCCCCUUCUCCGCCUUCCUCACUGACAGCUUCGGCCGGCAACACAGCUACCUGCGAAUCUCCCUCACCGAGAAGUGCAACCUCAGAUGUCAGUACUGCAUGCCUGAGGAGGGCGUCCCACUGACCCCCAAGGCUGACCUGCUGACCACAGAGGAGAUCCUGACCCUUGCCCGGCUCUUUGUGAAAGAAGGCGUAGACAAGAUCCGGCUUACUGGGGGAGAGCCGCUCAUUCGGCCGGAUGUGGUGGACAUUGUGGCUCAGCUCCACCGGCUGGAAGGGCUGAGGACCAUUGGCAUCACCACCAAUGGUAUCAACCUUGCCCGGCUGCUGCCUCAACUUCAGAAAGCUGGGCUCAGUGCCAUCAACAUCAGCCUGGAUACCCUGGUGCCAGCCAAGUUUGAGUUCAUCGUCCGCAGGAAAGGUUUCCACAAAGUCAUGGAGGGCAUCCACAAGGCCAUCGAGCUGGGCUACAGCCCUGUGAAGGUGAACUGUGUGGUGAUGCGAGGCCUAAAUGAGGAUGAGCUCCUGGACUUUGUGGCCUUGACCGAGGGCCUCCCCCUGGACGUGCGCUUCAUAGAGUACAUGCCCUUUGAUGGCAACAAGUGGAACUUCAAGAAGAUGGUCAGCUACAAGGAGAUGCUGGACACCCUCCGGCAGCAGUGGCCAGAGCUGGAGAAGCUGCCCGAGGAGGAAUCCAGCACAGCCAAGGCCUUUAAAGUCCCUGGUUUCCGAGGCCAGGUCAGCUUCAUCACCUCCAUGUCUGAGCAUUUCUGUGGAACCUGCAACCGGCUGCGAAUCACAGCAGACGGGAACCUCAAGGUCUGCCUCUUCGGGAACUCGGAGGUGUCUCUACGGGAUCACCUGCGGGCGGGGGCCUCCGAGGAAGAGUUGCUGCAAAUCAUCGGGGCCGCUGUGGGCAGGAAGAAGCGGCAGCAUGCAGGCAUGUUCAGUAUUGCCCAGAUGAAGAACCGGCCCAUGAUCCUCAUCGAGUUACUUUUGAUGCUCCAAGAUUCCCCACCAGCCAUUCCAAGCAUUUCCUCCCAGGACCCCUUUCGUGUUCAGGGUAUAGGACACAGAGUGAGUUUCUCCAACCAGAUGGCGACUUUGUGGAAAGGAUGCCGGGGCCCCCGGACCUCUCUCCUUGCCCAGCGGUGGCUGGGGUCCGGCCCCCCUCAGAGACACUGCAGUUCCCGCCUAGACUCAGAUACCAACCCCAAGUGCCUUAGUGCAGUGUCCCGGGCUCCUGCCACCCCCUCAGGACCCCCGCCAACCUCGGACCAACUAACCCAUGUGGACGCAGAAGGACGGGCAGCUAUGGUAGAUGUGGGCGGGAAGCCGGACACGGAGCGGGUGGCUGUGGCCUCGGCUGUGGUCCUUCUGGGGCCCGUGGCUUUCAAGCUUGUCCAGAAGAACCAGCUAAAGAAGGGAGAUGCCCUGGUGGUGGCCCAGCUGGCCGGAGUCCAGGCCGCCAAGCAGACCAGCCAGCUGAUUCCUCUGUGCCACCACGUGGCCCUGAGCCACGUCGAGGUACAACUGGAGCUGGACAGCACACGCCAUGCCGUGGGGAUCCAGGCGUCUUGCCGGGCUCGGGGCCCCACUGGGGUGGAGAUGGAAGCCUUGACCGCGGCUGCUGUGGCCGCCCUCACCCUCUACGACAUGUGUAAGGCUGUCAGCAGAGACAUUGUAUUGGGAGAAAUCAAGCUUAUUAGCAAGACUGGGGGGCAGCGGGGGGACUUCCAUCGGACUUAG
Puma concolor (puma) is the source of this 1911-nucleotide messenger RNA. It is a transcript of the gene MOCS1, whose product is annotated as molybdenum cofactor synthesis 1. Gene Ontology annotation, molecular function: GTP 3',8'-cyclase activity; metal ion binding; 4 iron, 4 sulfur cluster binding. NCBI's taxonomy places the organism in Eukaryota, Metazoa, Chordata, Mammalia, Carnivora, Felidae. Gene Ontology annotation, biological process: Mo-molybdopterin cofactor biosynthetic process. The record is from RefSeq and is a predicted model, not a curated record.